This is a messenger RNA of Heterobasidion irregulare TC 32-1, 1278 nucleotides long. RefSeq lists its product as uncharacterized. The record is from RefSeq and is a predicted model, not a curated record. The coding region runs from base 1 to 1278 and encodes 425 amino acids. The transcript has 3 exons. Lineage: Eukaryota; Fungi; Basidiomycota; Agaricomycetes; Russulales; Bondarzewiaceae.
AUGUAUUACCAGCAUCCACACUUAAGUCCACUAAGGCCUGCUGCUUUCCGGCACUCGUCUUCGCUUGGGCUUCCUCCAGAUCGUCAUAUCAAGGAAGGACUGGACGUCACCAGACCCUUGCACACUUUGCUCGUCCCUCCCGUCCCUACACUUACAUCUAGUACCUCGACGGAUAUAAAACAUUACAAGUAUAUAGGAUCUUACAAUUGGACAGAGACUUCUUACCCAGCCGUAAUCAUCGUUCCAGGCUCUGCACCAGAAUGGACUGGCCGUUCUCCCCCUAUCAAGGUGACACCCGACAGGGGUGUACAGUUCGUCGACCAAAAUGGCUUCAGAUGCCCAUCUUCCAUCCUCCUGCCGCUGUUCAGAUCAGUAGACACACUCGGCAAGACAGUCGACUGGCCCGCAAUCGAUUUUGUCACCGACCGCAAUGGGUUGAGAAAGCUCUCCAGGUGGAUCAGUGGUGGCGACGUUAAGGAUUUUAGAAUUGAUAUGGAACUUGCCGGGGAGCAUACCGUCCUGCUGAACAGGUGGGAGGCUCAAACCAGAACCACUUUUUUGGGCAAAAGUUAUGGGUUUGGCUUCGAGCAGGCCACGACUGCUGCUGUUCCGGGGUGCGAGAAGAGUACCGGCCAUCAUCGAAUAGUCAAAUUUAAGUUUUUUGGCCUGAAUAUGGUCGUCCGAUAUGAGGUCGAUGCUUGUCUCCCAUCUGCACCUCCGAAAAUACCUGCCUCUCGGGCAAGUCAAUCCUCGAACCCAGAUGAUUUGGCUGAUGCCUUGGCCGGCCUCAAUAUCACCUCCAGCAAACCCGCGAAUACUCUGGCGGUCACUUCGCCGCCGUCUCCACAUGCGUCCUCGGCCCUACCCCCUCUACUUCGCAUCGUUCGCGCAGGCGCUGAGCAGCCUCAAGAAUCCAUCAUUGAACUCACCACGCGUUCCGAGAACUACAUCCACAAGCUCAACUGGGCCGAGAUAUUUCCCCAACUCUAUCUCUCGCAAACACCUCAUUUUUAUACCGGCGUUCACUCUGCAGGGAGGUUCUUCGAGGUUCGGGAGCAGAGAUUGGAUAGUUUGGAGAUGGUCUCGCAAAGGGAGAAGGCCGAAACCGGCCUUAGAAAACUGGGAAAAGUGCUGAAGAUGAUUCAGGAAAUCGUAGUUAAGCAUGGGAAAGCGGGAAGGUUGAGUCUGGUCUGCGAAGACGGGACCCUGAAGGUCUACGAACGAGUCAGUAUGCAGAGUUGUCUACCGGCGGAGGUCAUGAGGCGGUUUGAGAAGUGA